CAAAUGCUCACCACAAAAGUACAGACAAUGUUUUGACAAAAUAUUACAACAAUAGAGAUAAAUUAUUACAUAUUAAAUUAAAUUGUAUUUUUUUUAAAAUGCCACUUUUACGUUCAGCCAGCUAUAAUUUAUUCAUAGAAAUUCUCCUUCGUAUUCUUUUGUUCUCCGCUUUUUGUUAUAUGGAAUCAUUGAAUCCUUUCAUCAGAGUAAUACCACAUUCCGAGCUGGAAAAUAACUGUAAAUAUCCAAGGCAUGAGUCCUACGUUCCCAGCGGUACACUCUGGUCCAUUGUGUUAUCAGUACCAUGUGUUCUGUCGUUGAUAGCGUGGGCAGUGUGUAAUGAUUGUAAUGAUGCUUUGGAGUUUCUUUUGUCCUGGUCGCUCGCUCUAGGUAUAACUGGGAUGUUAACUGAUACGGUUAAAUUAAUUGUUGGUCGUCCGCGCCCCGAUUUCUUCUAUCGUUGCUUCCCUGAUGGGAUUGAAACCCCAGAGCUUCAAUGCACGGGUGACAUUUCUGAUAUAAUGGAGGGGAGGAAAUCUUUUCCCAGCGGCCAUAGUAGUUUGUCAUUCUGUUCUUUGGGAAUCGCAUCGGCUUGGAUCUGUGGAAGACUGGGCACGAUAUCCAGGAAGCGUGGCUCAGGGGCCAGGGUCCUGACGACGAUCAUGCCCCUCGUGAUGGCUGGAUGUAUCGCACUGUCCAGGACCUGUGACUACCACCAUCACUGGCAAGAUGUCCUAGUGGGAUCGAUCUUGGGUUUUACAGUAUCAGUGUUGUGCUAUCGCCAAUACUACAACCCUCUCACGUCAGACCUGGCAGGUGUUCCGUACAUAGUGUCCAAGACAAAAUCCGCUAAAUACUUCAACGGAAAACCGGAUAUAAGUCCAAUUAAAGAAUGCAAAGAAGAAUCGACACCGUUGCUGAACGGUAAGAAAGAGGACAAAUGGAUUUAAUGUUUUUUUUUUUUUAUUGAUAAAAAAAAGACAUCUGUGUUGCCAUGUUUGUGCAGUGGUUGGCGAUGAAAAAUUAUUUAAUUAAUUUCAUGAACGUCAUGGAUUUUUUUUUGAAGAGUUGGAAAACAGUUAUGGGAUAUUGAAAACUAAGAUAGAAAUUCUUAACGUGUAUAAUAUUUGACAUAGCGAUUUGAUUAUUUAUGUAAUUAUGUCAUUAUUUAACUUAAAUGCUUAACUGCCUUGGUAAACAAUGGUAAUAAACAAAAUAAUGGUAACAGUGUGGACACUCGUGCCUCGGAAAGCACUUAAAGCCGUUCAGGUGUGCCCGGUCAUCUCUAGUUGUAUCGGUUUAUGAGAGUGAGGGAAUAGAGUGUAUGUACAGUUAUAUUAAAAGGCCAGCAUUAUUGUCAUUAGUUAUCUGCGAGAUUGACGGAUGGCUUGGUGUUGCCAUAUAUAAAAAAAAAAAUUAAUUCAAUUAAUAUUUAUUUCAGAUUAGUACAUACUAAAAUUAAUUAUUUAUUUACAAACAUGUGAAGGACAAAAAUGUAUAGUGGAAGAUAAUAAUAAGAAAAUGUUUACAUAAAAUAUAUAAAGGUGCGUUAAGAUAAGAGAACGCGUAGCUAAAAGUGUAACGCGAUAGGAUCCUGCUAUUGAUUUGAACAUACAAACAUACAUGGACACAAUCUGCUAAUCGUAUUUCCCCUUUAAGUCGAAUUAUUAUUAUUCUGAACUUCUUUGCUAACGCUACUUAAAAAUCCAUUGGAUAUCUAUAGUGCUAGUGGGGGAACAGGAUGCUCUCUGAUCUCUACGCACCUUAAAAUAUAUUUAUACUGAUAAUAUAUUUGGAGAUAUACAUAAACACGGCUUCACAUAUAAAUGUUGUUUAGGGGUGAUUAGAGAGCCUCCCCCCCCCCUCUCUAAUUGAGAAACAUAUGAGUUUAACUGAAAUUCCGCUAAACAACAUUUAUAAUAUAUAUUUAUAAGUUAGUUUAAAAUAUACAGGUUGGAUAAUUUAGAUUUGCCAGUGGAAUUAGCUAUUAUCCUUCUUACAGAAAAAGA
Messenger RNA from Nymphalis io (European peacock), 2009 nucleotides. RefSeq names its product phospholipid phosphatase 5. Bases 99 to 950 code for a protein of 283 amino acids. The transcript has 6 exons. Gene Ontology annotation, biological process: phospholipid metabolic process. The record is from RefSeq and is a predicted model, not a curated record. Lineage: Eukaryota; Metazoa; Arthropoda; Insecta; Lepidoptera; Nymphalidae. Gene Ontology annotation, molecular function: phosphatidate phosphatase activity.